AUGGAAAUGGGCUCUAGCUCUAUGACCGAUUCAGGGAGCUCCUCCUCCUCUUCCCCACCUAACUCCUCCACCGAGUCUCUCAACGGCUUGAAAUUUGGCCGGAAAAUCUACUUUGAGGAUGCGGGUCUCGGAGCUCCAUAUAAAUCCGGGUCUGCUGGGUCUUCUUCCUCUGGGGCUACACCGCCCAAGAAGCAAAGGGGUGUGAAUUUGGCUCAGCCGGGUCAGCCACCGAGGUGUCAGGUUGAGGGCUGCCAGGUAGAUCUGAGUGAUGCCAAAGCUUACUAUUCCAGGCACAAAGUCUGUGGCUUGCACUCUAAGACCCCCAUGGUCAUUGUUGCUGGUCUUGAACAGAGGUUUUGCCAACAGUGUAGCAGAUUUCAUCAGCUUCCUGAAUUUGACCAAGGAAAGCGUAGUUGCCGUAGACGCCUGGCUGGUCAUAAUGAGCGCCGCAGAAAGCCACAACCUGGAUCCAUGUUGUCUGCGCGUUUUGGCCGACUUUCUUCAUCUAUCUAUGAAAACAGCAGCAGAGUUGGAAGCUUUCUCAUGGACUUCACUGCAUACCCCAGGGUUUCUGGGAGGGAUGCAUGGGCAACCACGAGAACGUCUGAGCGGGUACCUGGAAAUCAAAAUUCCAAUGACACAGGGAAGUUUCUUCAACAUCCAUGGCAGAGCAACUCUGAGAUUACUCCAUCAGGCCUUUACCUGCAAGGUUCAGCGGGCGGGACUAGUUAUCCUGGUCCUGGAAUUCCUCCGGGAGAAUGCGUCACAGGAGUCACUGACUCAAGCUGUGCUCUCUCUCUUCUGUCAAGUCAACCAUGGGGCUCUAGAAACCGAGUAUCGGGUGUUGGGAUGAACACCGUGAUAAACACUCAAGGGCCACCUGUGGGUCAACCGAUCACUCAUGCUGGGACCUCCAACCACUUUCCGACCACUUCGUGGGGUUUCAAGGGAAAUGCUGGUAGCAGCACACACGAGAUGCUUCCUGAUCUUGGUCUCGGUCAACUAUCGCAGCCUCCUCUUAGUACUCAGUACUCUGGCGUGCUUGAGUUGUCUCAACAGAGCAGCAGGCGGCAGCAACAAAUGGAACUUGGACACACCAGGGGCUAUGACACCAGCAGUCAGCAUGUUCACUGGUCGCUUUAA
Molecule: messenger RNA, 1143 nt
Organism: Prunus armeniaca (apricot)
Lineage: Eukaryota; Viridiplantae; Streptophyta; Magnoliopsida; Rosales; Rosaceae
Source: the annotation of a GenBank genome assembly